Molecule: messenger RNA, 687 nt
Organism: Rotaria socialis
Lineage: Eukaryota; Metazoa; Rotifera; Eurotatoria; Philodinida; Philodinidae
Source: the annotation of a GenBank genome assembly
AUGCAAGCGGGGAAAAGUGGACCCCGGGAUCCAAUGGGAUCCAUUGGGAUCUGUCUGGAUCCAUUGGGAUCCAUUGGGAUCUGUCUGGAUCCAUUGGGAUCCAUUGGGAUCUAUUGGGAUCCAGUGCUAUUCAUUGGAUGCCUCUUUCAUUUUUCACAAGUGGUAUGGCGAGAAGUUCAAAGCAAAGGACUAACAACCAAAUAUAGUGCGAAUGAGUUUUUUCGUUUAAAUGUAAAACAACUAAUUGCUCUUGCUUUCGUUCCACUAGAUCAAAUUAUAACCGGCUACGUCUUAAUUUGUGAUCAAUUCGACGAUGACGCCGACGAUUUACUCGAGUAUUUUGAAAAAACAUGCAUUGAUGAACCGAAAAUAAGAGGAACUGGUCGAAAGAAGCCUCAGUUCGAUCAUAAAUUAUGGAAUAUUCAUGAUCGUGUCGUCGCUACUGUACCUCGACCCAAUAAUUUGGUUGAAGGCUCGCACGAUGUUUUCGCUAAUUGCGUCACAAUAAGUCAUCCAACUAUCGUGAAGCUGGGAGAGAAAAUUCGUCGUGAACAAUCAAAAUUUGAAGUGGACAUGACGAAGAUUCUUCAAGACCACGAUGUCAAGACGAAGAAACCCUGCUAUCGAAAAUUGUAUGAGCAUAUUACUCGACUGGUCAACUCAUUUGACCCAACUCAACUGGAUUAA